Peromyscus leucopus (white-footed mouse) is the source of this 734-nucleotide messenger RNA. RefSeq names its product transmembrane and coiled-coil domains 2 (gene Tmco2). Bases 92 to 649 code for a protein of 185 amino acids. Gene Ontology annotation, cellular component: nucleus. The transcript is spliced from 2 exons. Lineage: Eukaryota; Metazoa; Chordata; Mammalia; Rodentia; Cricetidae. The record is from RefSeq and is a predicted model, not a curated record.
AACACCUGCGCUCCCUGAGCGCUUUCCCUAAUUCAUGUCUAGAUUCCUGAAGCCUCUGCACAUGUAGUUCCUACAGCUGUCAUUUUAAAAAAUGCCAACAUCUCCAACGGCAACUUCUUCCUGGGACAACCUCUUAAAUGCUCUUGCUCGCAGCUCGAUAUGGAAUUGGUUACAAGCAACUUUUGUGGGAGAGACUAGUGUCCCUCCGCCAGCAAAUUUGGGGAUACUAGAUAAUCUCGCGCCAGCUGUGCAAGUCAUCCUAGGGAUUUUCUUUUUGGCUUUGUUGGCAAUUGGAUUAUUUGCCUUAUGGAAACGAAGCGUUCGAUCAAUACAGAAAAUAGUGGUGUUUGUGAUCACACUCUACCAACUUUACAAGAAAGGCUCAGAUUUUUUUCAGGCUUUGCUAGCCAACCCAGAAGGAAGUGGUCGCCAGAUUCAAGACAAUAAUAUCUUCCUGUCGUUGGGUCUGCAAGAGAAGAUUUUGAAAAAGCUUCAGAUGGUGGAAAACAAAGUGAGAGACCUGGAGGGCAUGAUCGUGGCCCAGAAGCCUGCCAUGAAGCGGGACUGCUCCUCGGAGCCCUACUGCAGCUGCUCCGACUGCCAGAGUCCCUUACCCACAUCAGGGUUUACUUCCACGUCCGAAAUGUGAUGGACUCCAGUCUUUUCCAGAAAAGCACUGCUUCCCUCGUGUGUGCAGUGGUGUAUCAAUAAAAUAGAGAACUAUAUUGAAUUUA